ACUCAAUUCAUGGUAAGAAAGAUGCAACGGAACGACUACCGUCCAGAAUAGUUGGAUUUGCAAUGAAAAGAUAAAAAUGAAUAAAUAAAAAACACAAGAAUAAAAUCGAAUGGAGAUAAGAAAAGAAAGAGAAUGAUUCUUUGCUUGAGCUCAGAAGACUAUUUUGAGCUUUUAUGGCUCUUCUGUCUUUCUUUUCUAUCUUUAAUGGAUGUGAAGUGUUUGUGUUUAGUGUUGGGUACUCUUCAGUUCAAGAGUUCAUAUGUGUAUAUAACAGACUCCAUGAACUGUGCACAUAUGCCAUAUUUGGUAAUGAAGUUAAGCUUUCAUUACUACUCCUUUCACUAAAUAUGAACUUGACCGUACAAUUUUUUAAUUUUUUUUAAGUUUCUUGUUUCAUUUGUUUAUAAUUGCAUGUGGGUUAAAAGAACUAAUCUUUUAUUUAGUUAGUAUCCUAUAUUAUUAUUAUUAUCUAAUCAUGAUAAAGAGAGUAUCUGGGGUUUUGUAUACAUAUACCCUAUUUUUAAAAUUAGUGCUCUUUCAAUACUUUAUUUGUUUUAGUGGGUAGCAUAGCACUGGGUUUUAGGUGUCAUUAGCAGUCUUUUGUUUUAGGAAUUGUAGUUUAUUGUAGAGAAUCUAUUUUACAAUUAUGAAUUUUCUUUUCGGGUACCAACAAGUUUAUGGUAUUCAUGUUCAUGUUUAUAUUCAAGUUUCUGUUGUUGGUAUAGGCAGGUGCUCAUGUUGAAGGAAUGUGGAUGUGAAUUAAGGAGUCAAUAGUAGAACUGCAAGCUUUUCCUAGCCAUGAUUGUAUCAUUGAAUACAAGGUCUACCAACAGACAAAUCAUGGCUAGGAUACAGUUGCUAUUGAUUGUCAGUAGUGCUUUUAUCCCCAUGGAAGUUUUGUGUAAGGUUGGAAAUGCUAGUGUUACUGUUUCUUCUUCUAGGCCAAGUGUUGUCAAUAUAGGAGCUCUAUUUACUAUUAAUUCUGUAAUUGGAAGAGCAGCUAAGCCAGCAAUUGCAGCUGCAGUGGGUGAUGUAAAUUCUGAUUCCAGUAUUCUUCCCGGGACAAAAUUGAACCUCAUUGUACAAGACACCAAUUGCAGUGGAUUUAUUGGAACCAUAGAAGCUUUGAAGCUGAUGGAAGAUGAUGUGGUUGUUGCAAUUGGCCCCCAGUCUUCUGGAAUAGCUCAUGUCAUCUCACAUGUUGUAAAUGAACUUCAUGUGCCACUUUUGUCAUUUGGAGCAACAGAUCCUUCUCUUUCUGCACUACAGUACCCGUAUUUCCUCCGCUCUACCCAAAGUGACUAUUACCAAAUGUUUGCAGUUGCUGAUCUGGUCUCAUAUUUUGAUUGGAGGGAGGUAAUUGCUAUCUUUGUAGAUGAUGAUUACGGCAGAAAUGGCAUAUCUGUAUUGGGUGAUGCUCUGGUAAAGAAACGUUGCAAGAUCUCUUACAAAGCUGCCUUUACCCCUGGAGCACCCAAAAGUGCAAUCAAUGACUUGUUAGUUGGAGUAAAUCUAAUGGAAUCUCGGGUUUAUGUUGUGCAUGUGAAUCCUGAUUCUGGUCUGCAAAUUUUUUCGGUUGCCCAGAGUCUUGGGAUGAUGAGCAAGGGCUAUGUUUGGAUUGCUACAGAUUGGCUUCCUUCUCUUCUAGAUUCAGUAGAACCAGUUGACAUUGACAUGAUGAAUCUCUUACAAGGGGUUGUUGCUCUUCGUCAUUACACACCUGAUACUGAUCAGAAGAAAAGGUUCAUGUCCAGGUGGAACAGCCUAAAGAAUAAAGAGAGCACAGGACCUGCUGGGUUUAAUUCUUACGCGCUCUAUGCUUAUGAUUCAGUAUGGUUAGCUGCUCGAGCUCUUGAUGCUUUUCUCAAUGAAGGUGGAAAUGUAUCUUUCUCUAAUGACCCAAAGUUGCAUCAUACAAAUGGAAGCAAAUUGCAUUUGGAGUCGCUCAGAAUUUUUAAUGGAGGUCAACAGUAUCUCCAGACAAUUCUUAGGAUGAACUUCACAGGUCUCACUGGUCAAAUUCAAUUUGAUGAUGAUAAGAAUUUAGUUCACCCAGCAUAUGAUGUUCUUAAUAUUGGUGGGACAGGAUCCCGCAGGAUUGGCUAUUGGUCAAAUUACUCUGGCCUUUCAAUUGUUUCUCCAGAGACCUUAUAUGAGAAGCCUCCCAAUAAUUCUAACAGUAACCAACAUCUUUACACCGUAAUAUGGCCAGGUGAAAGUACGAAAAUUCCUCGAGGAUGGGUAUUCCCAAACAAUGGGAAGCCACUGCGCAUUGCAGUACCAAAUCGAGUAAGUUAUAAAGAAUUUGUGGCUAAAGACAAAAACCCUCCAGGGGUUAGAGGAUAUUGCAUUGAUGUGUUUGAGGCUGCAAUAAACUUGCUGCCUUAUCCUGUCCCACGCGCAUAUAUGUUAUAUGGAAAUGGCAAGGAUAACCCUGUCUACAAUGAACUUAUCAAUGCAGUUGCUCAAGAUAAGUAUGAUGCAGUUGUGGGUGAUGUUACAAUCAUUACAAAUAGAACAAGAAUCGUGGAUUUCACACAGCCUUACAUGGAAUCAGGACUGGUUGUAGUUGCACCUGUCAAGGAACAAAAGUCCAGGCCUUGGGCUUUCCUUAAACCAUUUACUGUAUCCAUGUGGGGUGUCACAGCUGCCUUCUUUCUUUUUGUGGGUGCUGUUGUCUGGAUUCUUGAGCACCGGAUCAAUCAUGAAUUCCGUGGUCCACCAAGGCAACAACUUAUAACAAUUUUCUGGUUUAGUUUCUCAACAAUGUUCUUCUCCCACAGAGAGAACACUGUGAGCGCCUUGGGACGUUUUGUGCUUCUCAUAUGGCUAUUUGUAGUGUUGAUCAUCAAUUCAAGCUAUACAGCCAGUCUGACAUCUAUCCUGACAGUGCAGCAGUUAACAUCACGGAUUGAAGGGAUUGACAGCUUGAUCUCAAGUACUGAACCUAUUGGAGUCCAAGAGGGAUCAUUUGCAUUGAACUACCUGGUUGAUGAGCUCAACAUUGCCCAAUCUAGACUUGUAAUAUUGAGAAACCAAGAACAUUAUCUUACUGCUCUUCAACGCGGACCAAAAGGUGGUGGGGUGGCUGCCAUUGUUGAUGAGCUUCCUUAUGUUGAGCUCUUCUUGUCCAACACGAACUGUGCAUUCAGAACAGUUGGGCAGGAGUUCACGAAAAGCGGAUGGGGAUUUGUGAGUAUCAACUUUAAAGUUGUCAUUCUAGCAUUUCAGAGGGAUUCGCCCCUUGCAAUUGACUUGUCAACUGCCAUUCUCCAACUCUCGGAAAAUGGCGAUCUCCAGAAAAUUCAUAACAAAUGGCUGACACGCACAGAGUGCUCUAUGCAAAUCGGCCAAGUUGAUGCAGACCGGCUCUCCCUGAGCAGCUUCUGGGGUCUGUUCCUCAUCUGUGGCCUUGCAUGCUGCAUUGCCCUUACUUUGUUCUUCUGUAGGGUGUUUGGUCAGUUCCGCAGAUUUUCUCCAGAAGAAGUUGAAGAGAGGGAGGUGGAGGAGAUUGAGCCAGCAAGGCCUAGACGUUCCCUGCGCUCAACUAGCUUCAAAGAUUUGCUUGAUUUUGUAGAUAAGAAAGAAGCCGAGAUUAAGGAGAUGCUUAAGAGGAAGAGCAGUGAUAACAAGCGUCAAGCGAGCCCCAGCCCCACCACAGAUGAGCAGGCAAGUUCACCUGCUUAGGGAAGAAAAGCAGUAGGAAGUGUUCUAUUGGUAAAUGAGUUUUCUAAAUGGUUCUUGCCUUGAGAAACUACAAUUAUUCACGUUUUUUCAUAUACUGAUAAUUUUUCUUUUUGAUAGAGAUACAGAAAUGUUAGGCAGAUAGAAAGAUGUUAAAUUAGAAGAAUGCUCACUAGUUGUAGUGCAUUUUGUAUCAUACAAAGAUGUUUUGUAUGCCUUUAUAUAUAAAUAUAAAAGUUUUCCUUUUCUUAUCA
Ricinus communis (castor bean) is the source of this 3938-nucleotide messenger RNA. RefSeq names its product glutamate receptor 3.4. The record is from RefSeq and is a predicted model, not a curated record. The transcript has 6 exons. The coding region runs from base 799 to 3687 and encodes 962 amino acids. Gene Ontology annotation, molecular function: glutamate-gated receptor activity. Lineage: Eukaryota; Viridiplantae; Streptophyta; Magnoliopsida; Malpighiales; Euphorbiaceae. Gene Ontology annotation, cellular component: plasma membrane.